Sinocyclocheilus anshuiensis is the source of this 772-nucleotide messenger RNA. It is a transcript of the gene ppil3, whose product is annotated as peptidylprolyl isomerase (cyclophilin)-like 3. Lineage: Eukaryota; Metazoa; Chordata; Actinopteri; Cypriniformes; Cyprinidae. The record is from RefSeq and is a predicted model, not a curated record. The coding region runs from base 124 to 609 and encodes 161 amino acids. Gene Ontology annotation, biological process: protein folding; protein peptidyl-prolyl isomerization. Gene Ontology annotation, molecular function: peptidyl-prolyl cis-trans isomerase activity. The transcript is spliced from 6 exons. Gene Ontology annotation, cellular component: catalytic step 2 spliceosome.
UCAGCGUCAUUGAGUUGCGUCGGAUGUUAUUCAGUGAAACACCCACUGAAGGCGGCCUUGUGUGCAAUGCUGGACUGUAGUGUCCGUGUCAACCUAUAUCAUUUCUGCAUUGUGUUUUAGAAGAUGGCUGUUACUCUGCACACAGAACUCGGUGAUUUCAAAAUAGAGUUGUUUUGUGAGAAGGCCCCGAAAACCUGUGAAAAUUUUAUUGCACUGUGCGCUAGUGGGUUUUACAAUGGAUGUAUUUUUCAUCGAAACAUAAAGGGCUUUAUGGUUCAGACUGGAGACCCAACAGGUACAGGCAAAGGAGGGACCAGCAUUUGGGGAAGAAAGUUUGAAGAUGAAUUCAGUGAACAUCUGAAACACAAUGUCCGGGGCGUGGUGGCAAUGGCAAAUAAUGGACCAAACACAAAUGCAUCACAGUUCUUCUUUACAUAUGCAAAACAGCCUCACUUGGACAUGAAGUACACGGUUUUUGGAAAAAUUAUAGAUGGACUAGAAACUCUGGAUGAACUAGAGAAAGUCCCUGUGAAUGAAAAGACUUUCCGUCCUCUUAAUGAUGUCCAUAUUAAGGAUGUUACUAUCCAUGCCAACCCAUUUGCUGGUUGAUUGAUUUCAUUGCGAAACAUUCAUAAUGCCUUGUGUUGUAAAUAUAAUUUUUUUUUUUUUUUUAGUUUCGUGCUGUUUCAUAAAUUUGUACACACUGACUUGACUCUGUUUUCCCCAUAAUAUCUUGCAUUGCGUUUUAAAUGUAUGGUAUUUUUAAUUAAAA